Molecule: messenger RNA, 1041 nt
Organism: Alosa sapidissima (American shad)
Lineage: Eukaryota; Metazoa; Chordata; Actinopteri; Clupeiformes; Clupeidae
Gene: isoc2
Product: isochorismatase domain containing 2
Exons: 6
Coding region: 236-775 (179 amino acids)
Cellular component (GO): cytoplasm
Source: RefSeq, a predicted model, not a curated record
GAAGUCCUUACUAAAUAACUGAAUGUCAUUUUAGAACUUUCCAAUAAGAAAAGGGGGCGGAAACUUUGAUACUGAAAAUACCAGUUAAUCAAUCUCUACAACAGUGACCUGACCUGUCUUCGUCCAAACGUUCCUUGUGGUCACCUUGUCGUCAGCAACAUAUUAUCAAAUCUCACUUGCAGUGGGGAGCAUUGGAAGACUUUCGACCAAAGGAACUGUACUGUUGCUUUGUGACAUGCAGGAAAAAUUCCGUCCGACUAUUUUCCAGUUCACCAACAUUGUGGGCAACGCAGCUAGAGUGCUGCAGGCUUGCCGGGCUCUUAGCAUCCCUCCCAUUGUAACAGAGCAGUAUCCCAAAGGGCUGGGUCCCACUGUGCCAGAGCUGGGGGCCUCAGACUUGAAGCCUCACGCUAAGACCAAGUUCUCCAUGCUGACUGAGGAGGUGCAGAGUGAGCUAAAGUCACUUGGGGACCCCAAGAAGGCCAUCCUGUGUGGAAUUGAGGCUCAAGCUUGCAUUGCGUGCACAACCUUUGACCUCCUGGACAGAGGCAUAGAGGUGCAUAUUGUGGCAGAUGCUGUGUCCUCACGGAGUCAGACGGACCGGUUGUUUGCACUGUCUCGUCUGAAGCAGAGUGGAGCUUUUCUAACCACAACUGAGGGAUUGCUGCUGCAACUGGUGCAGGAUGCCAAGCAUCCCAACUUCAAAGAGAUCCAGAAGCUGCUGGCCCACCCCUCGCCUGACACCGGCCUGGUGUCCUUCUUCAGCUCGCUGUGAGGAGCAGGGACAGGGCUGUCGCCACAACAAGUGCUUUCCACAUCGUUUUAAUGUAUGCACUCUGAAAUGUGACAACAAUAAAACCUGUUUGGUAGAGAGCUGGGUCAAACAAAUUGUGAUUGUUCUAAGCGGACAGUCUACUUUAAGUUCAGAAAUAUCUCCAUUGUAAUCUUGUAAAUUUUAAGAGAUGUAUGCAGUCUAAUAUUUAUCUAAUAAAAUAAGUUUUAAAAGGGGAAAAAAAGAAUUAAAGAUUGUUUCAUGUUGCA